CUAUAGUGCUACUAGCUCCAGGGGGGAUAAACAAUUUCCUAAAUUUAUAGUAGUCUGGAUAUAGAAGAUCAAUCUUUCUUUGAGGUAAAAUUAAUUAUGCCUCAUGGAGUUGUUCCUAUGGAAACUGGAUGGCCAAAGGAAGAUUUGAGAAUUGAGAACCAAAAAUUAGUUCAAAUAUUUAAUUAUUCUAAACAACAAUAUCACAAGAUUCAAAUAAAUAUGGAAGAGGAAGGAAAAGCUAUAGUUAAAUUAAAAAAAAAAGAAAAUGACCAGACAGGUUAGGGAUCUUGUGGAUGACUACGGUUGCAUCUUUACUUUACAUGGUGUGACCUCCUCCCUAGGAGACAUUGCAUUUGGAAUAUUAAUGCUUGUUGGUCUAAUACUCUUUUUUUUCUUUAAAAAAUUUUUUUCUUUUUGUAUGUUAUUUGUAGAAGCUUUGCAUACGCCAGAAAAAUAAGAAAAUUUUGCUAGCCCAGACGUCCCAAAUACCCUCCCAUUAUUUUGGACCUCAGGAUUGAGCUCUGAACCUGCCCUGACUGCUGUACUCCUGUCAUUGCCCCCUUUCAGCAGGAAGCAGUUGUUGUCCCAAUUCCUAAUGGCAGUUAGGAGUCAGGUGUUCAAAGAGGGGAAUAUGAUAGGAAAAGAUGGGAUUAGUAGGCAAAGAGGGAAAGGUUAGGACCUGAGGUCCCUGGGUUGAAAACAAAAGCAAAACAUAUUUUAGAACAAUGCUGGGAGGCCAACCACACAGACCCCCUCAGGCUUAAGAUUGCUCUUAAAAAAAAAAACAAAUGUCCCUGCCUUGUGCCCAAAUUAAACUUUAAAUGAAAAUGGAAUCAACUUAGAAGAGGAGGGAUUGUGAGAAUUAAGUGAGACGAUUCAUUUUCAGAAAUAUCAAAUUAAAUCUGUGCUGUCUAGUUAACAAUAGGUUAAUAACCUAUUGGAAAUAGGUACUAACCACCCCCCUCCCCUUCGACCACCCUGUGGAGUGUCAAACUCUUAAAUACUUCACUUCCUGCUUCUUCUUCCCCUCUCCAUUUUGUGGUCUUAUUUUUGAGGGCUUUGCAAUGAGCACUUGCCAAAGAACUGAAGUCUCUGUGCCUUACCUAAAGGAAUGUACAUUUGUUCCAGUCAGACUACCUUUUGCCUUACAUGGGCAUAGAAGACACCCAGACUGGUCAAAGGAAUGGAUUUUACAGAGGCUUACUCUGACACAUGCUCCACGGUUGGACUUGCUGCCAGGGAAGGCAAUGUUAAAGUCUUAAGAAAACUGCUCAGAAAGGGACGUAGCGUUGAUGUUGCUGAUAACAGGGGAUGGAUGCCAAUUCAUGAAGCAGCUUAUCACAACUCUGUAGAAUGUUUACGGAUGUUAAUUCAUGCAGAUUCAUCUGAAAACUACAUUAAGACAAAGACAUUUGAGGGCUUUUGUGCCUUGCAUCUUGCUGCAAGUCAAGGACAUUGGAAGAUUGUACACAUUCUUUUAGAAGCUGGGGCAGAUCCUAAUGCAACUACUUCAGAGGAAACCACGCCGCUGUUUUUAGCUGUUGAAAAUGGACAUAUAGAUGUGUUAAGGCUGUUGCUUCGAUAUGGAGCAAAUGUUAAUGGAUCCCAUUCUAUGUGUGGAUGGAACGCUUUGCAUCAGGCUACUUUUCAGGAAAAUGGUGAGAUCAUAAAAUUGCUUCUUAAGAAAGGAGCAGACAAGGAAUGCCAGGAUGACUUUGGAAUCACACCUUUAUUUGUGGCUGCUCAGUAUGGCAAGCUAGAAAGCUUGAGCAUACUUAUUUCAUCGGGUGCAAAUGUCAAUUGUCAAGCAUUGGAUGAAGCUACUCCCUUGUUCAUUGCUGCUCAGGAGGGCCACACAGAAUGUGUAGAGCUUUUGCUGUCCAGUGGGGCAGAUCCUGAUCUUUACUGUAAUGAGGAUGAUUGGCAGUUACCUAUUCAUGCAGCUGCACAAAUGGGCCAUACAGAAAUCUUGGAAUUGUUAAUACCACUUACCAACCGGGUUUGUGACACUGGGCCAGACAAAGUGAGCCCCGUUUACUCUGCAGUGUUCGGAGGGCAUGAAGAGUGCCUAGAAAUGUUACUCCAGCAUGGCUACAGCCCAGAUGCCCAGAUGUGCCUCAUCUUUGGGUUCAGCUCUCCCAUGUGUAUGGCUUUCCAAAAGGACUGUGAGUUUUUUGGAAUUGUGAAUAUACUUUUGAAAUAUGGAGCCCAGCUUAAUGAACUUCAUUUGGCAUACUGCCUGAAGUAUGAGAAAUUUUUAGUAUUUCGCUACUUUUUGAAGAAAGGUUGUCCAUUGGCACCAUGGAACCAUAUUUCUGAAUUUAUAAGUCAUGCAAUUAAAGCACAGACAACAUAUAAGGAAUGGCUGCCAUCUCUCCUGCUUGCUGGCUUUGACCCACUGAAUCUACUCUGCAGUUCAUGGAUUGACUCAGUCAGUGAUGACAUCCUUAUCUUCACUUUGGAGUUUACUAAUUGGAGGACACUUCCUCCAGCUGUUGAAAAGAUGAUCUCCACUCGUGCCUCAAACUCGUCUCGGGCUCUGCAGCAGCAUAUUGCCUGUCUUCCAUCCCUUACUCACCUUUGUCGUUUGGAAAUUCGGUCCUGUCUCAAACCAGAACACCUACGAUCUGACAGUUUUAUCUGUCAGUUGCCACUUCCCAGAAGUCUACAUAAUUACUUGCUCUAUGCAGAGGUUCUGAGGAUGAAUGAAGUUCCAGCACUGACAGCUAUUGAAGAUGGAGAAAUCAAUGAAGCUACUUAAUGCAGCUCCUGUCUUACUCCGAAAACUACCAAAACAAAGAGCCAUGCAGUACAAAUUCUUCAUGAUUUCAUAGUCAUAAAAGAUGAUUUUUGUUUGUGUGGUUGGUUAGGUUUUGAAGGGACAGUAGUUUAAUGUAAAUGUUUACAAUUGGGCUUUCUGGUAAAAAAUACUAAAAACUUCACUUAUGUUACUUUAUUGCAGAUUCACCAGCACAUUUUAUGUUGUAAAUUCAUUUAUGUAACUGUUUUCCACUUUAUUCUGUUAAUGAACUAUGAGGCUGCUUCUAGUGCUGAACAUGGCAUAUUUCCAUUUACGAUUCUGUGUUUACCUCGGGCUAGGAGCUUAGAAUGGACUGCAUAAAACUUUCCUGGAAGUGUACACAUAAUGGGGUUGAAGCUAUCAUCAUCAUCAUUAUUAUUAUUAUUAUUUUAUUUAAGGUUGACUAUCUCUUAUGUUUAUAAAUAAGUCCAUUCUCAUCUCUUAAUUUGGUCAGUUUUAUGAAGAAUUGCUAUUCAUUGGCUUUUCACAGAUAAACUCAGGGGAGAAUUUUUUUUAAAGAAUAUAGAAAAUGAAUAAUUUUGCUGUUGUUGUUAGUUUUACCCCACAGUUCCUUGAUACUGUCUUUGGUUAAAAGAAACUCCAUUUCUGCAAUGGCAAGAACAGAUCUAAACUCAAAGAUAGGCUCAGUUGAAAAAAAUUAGGUCAGUAUUGAAAUAAAUGAGCAUUUAACCACAUUUAGAGUACUAAUCAGGAGACUAACAGGAGCAUUUCUGUGGCACCAUCUUUAAAGAAAGAAAGCUAUGUAUUUCUGAGUCUUAUAGUAUCAAAUAAAACAUUCCAGCUCCAUUCAGCCUCUAUAUCAGAGGGCAGCUUUGAUCCUAUGAGGCAAUGACUGCCAGUUAUAUUCAUAUUAUAGUGUUUUUCCUUUUUAUUAUCUAGAUAGGUUAUAAAAUAGUCCUUGAUCCUAUGAAAUUUAGACCUCAGAAUCCUAGGGUAAUGAGACACCACCUCACUGGUUUUACAGUUGUUCAAUAUGAAUCUAUAGUCAGAGAGGACUAAACAUUGGAUCAGGUGAGCUACGGUUAAGAUGCUGUCAGGACCAACCUUGAAAGAAAAUUUAUGAAAGCAUUACUGUCAUGACAGACAACUAGAAAUUGGGUCCAGAGGAGGGCAGGUCUUCUCUCCUGUUGGGAUUCUGUGGAUUGAAAUAGAUGGGAGUAUGUCAGGUGCAUCUCUGAAAGGCCUUUGCUUUUUGAUAAUAGCAGUGGAUGAAGUCAGACCAAAUGAUGGAAGCAAUGUUAAGGUCCAGAUGGAUGACUGAACUCCGUGCAGAUUAGAGCUAUAGUUGCUGCCUGUGGGUGGAGAUAGAGUUUGAAUGUGGGUAUACAGGCAGAAAUAAGUAUAAAUUUGGAAAACCAGGUGGAAAUUCUGAUACUUAAUAAAGAAAUUCCAAGGAUGUAUGUACUAUGUAGUAAUUUUUAAAUGUCCUAAUCUUUAUUUUUCCAAACUCCAAGUCUCUGAUUUUUAACAUAACUGGUUUAUUAUUACAGCUAGAUGCACAUAGAAUGUUUACAUUUGAGGGUGAAUCUUCUCGUGUUUUUGUUCAUGUUCAAAUAUGUAAUAAAAAUUAAACUAUCCAUAACAUCA
Messenger RNA from Acinonyx jubatus (cheetah), 4408 nucleotides. RefSeq names its product ankyrin repeat and SOCS box containing 3 (gene ASB3). Gene Ontology annotation, biological process: positive regulation of transcription by RNA polymerase II; intracellular signal transduction. The transcript is spliced from 10 exons. Lineage: Eukaryota; Metazoa; Chordata; Mammalia; Carnivora; Felidae. Gene Ontology annotation, cellular component: nucleus. Gene Ontology annotation, molecular function: transcription cis-regulatory region binding; protein binding. The record is from RefSeq and is a predicted model, not a curated record. Bases 1184 to 2761 code for a protein of 525 amino acids.